Bemisia tabaci is the source of this 1217-nucleotide messenger RNA. The record is from RefSeq and is a predicted model, not a curated record. NCBI's taxonomy places the organism in Eukaryota, Metazoa, Arthropoda, Insecta, Hemiptera, Aleyrodidae.
GCGUAAUUUUGAAAAUAACUGACCGCGGCGUCCGGGCAUGUCCGGGUCCAGAGGAUUUGAACUUGGAAGCAGUAGUUCUUCGUUGACACCUUCAUUUCAUCUUCCUCAUCCCAUCAUGUAUCACUAUCGGCAUCGUUCCGAUCCUCAUUCUGUUAGCUUCUGAAGAGACGAUUUCUUGAACUUCUAGGAUAUCUUUCUUCCCCCUCAUUCAUAUCAUGAGCGGAGACGUCACAAAAGUUCUGCCUCCAAGAUUCAAUGGACAAACUACAGGAUGUUUGCAGAUGAAUGUCAAGACAAUCCGUUGGCUCUUUGAUUCCCCUGGUCAAGUCGUCGUUGCAACAUCCUGGUGGGGUGAUGACUCCAAGUGUCUCUUUAUGCCUAAAGAAGACAACCAACCCAUCAGGAAUACAGUACAAAAUCGGUCGUAUAUUUUUAACAUCUGUUCCAGUCGGGAGAAAUUUCUCACUUACCUGCAGUACCAUAAACGAUUAAAGUUUCUAGUCCUGAAAGAGAAAAAUGUCCUAGGAGUUGGAACUCUUGAAAAUCUUUCUCAAAUUUUUCACAACCGUCAUUACGAUAAUUUCGUUGAUGUAUAUGACAAAGACUCACAAUUGAUCGCAGAUGUGCAUGUCUGUUUCAAUCUAACAAUUUUCCCUGAAAAUUCCCCUCGAAGUUUCAUCCAGAGAAUUGAUUCUCAUGAAAAUGAUCUGAAUCCGCGACGAACAGUUCCAUUUUAUUCUCAAGCUGAGAAGCUUAGAGUAGGGUUUGGUGAGAGGGCAGACGAAGAACCAAGAUGCCCAGUGUUUAGUCAUUUGGAUGACACUAGGAAAUUGCUUGAGUAUCUUCAAGCCGAUGAAGAAAAGAAAAAGAUGUCUCUUGAACGAAGGUGCCCUGUUUAUAGUCAUUUAGAUGACGAACGGAAAUUGCUUGAUUACCUGAAAUCAGAAGAACGGAAGAAAAAUGUCUCACUUCUGGAUAUCACAAAUCUUUGUUUGACGGACGAAAGUGAUGAAACCAAUUUUGCAUUAUCAUCUCCUUCCAGUAAACUAUCAUCUACCAGUGUAAAAAGCUGCGACUCAAGAUCUACAACUGAGUGCUUGCAAGAUUAUUUGAAUGGCUUCGACAUGUGCAAAGAAAGUAGAAUGAAAGCGCUCCAACUAACAAAGAAAUCAACUUCAAGUUUAAUUAAUUUUGCAGAAGCGUCGGACAAAGAGGAG